CAUGUUGGUUCGGUUUGGAUCCGAUGAUUUGAGACCCGAACCCGGAAUAUAUUAGCUUGUAUUCGAAUCCAUACCAACAUCUUCGCCAACUCUUCCUCCCACACCAGCUUAGAGCAAUGGCGGACCAACUCCAACUGAACCCUAACUCGGUGACCGGAAUCACUGAUUCUUCGGUGCCCUCCGAUGACGACGAACCCUCUCUCAGCUCCCACACUCUCGCCGCUCUCAAAGAAUUCCUCGCCGAGCAGCAGCAUCACUCCGACGCCGGAGGAGGAUCUGAGGUUUCUCUCGUGUCCGAGAAUUGGAAUUUGAGCCAGUUCUGGUACACUCCAGAAACAGCGAAAACCGUGGCCGAGGAAGUUCUCACUCUCUGCGGUGGCGUACACGCUCGCGUUGCCUGCAUUGCUUGCCCUACUCUCUAUGUUUAUCUCAAGCAAAUGAAUCCUAAUGCUACUGUGCAACUUCUUGAGUACGACAAACGUUUUCAGCAAUAUGGAAGUGAUUACACAUUUUAUGACUACAAUCUUCCUGAUGAAAUACCAUCAGAAUUGAAACAUUCCUGCAAAGUUGUAGUUGCAGAUCCUCCUUACUUGAGCCAAGAGUGCUUGGAGAAAGUUGCUGAAACGAUUCGUCUGCUCAUACAACCUGGAGAGUCAUUUGUGCUUCUGCUGACAGGGGAAGUGCAGAAAGAAAGGGCAGCAGAGAUCUUGGGCCUGUAUCCUUGUGGAUUUAGGCCUCAGCAUUCCGGCAAACUUGGAAAUGAGUUUCGGUUGUUCUCUAACUAUGACCCUGAAACGAGACUAGGAGGGUGGGAAAAAUAGGUGUAUGAAGAUGCGGUUGCAUUUAUUAUGACGUUGGGUUGAUUGGAUGAUCUUGUUUGCCACUACAAGGACAUCGAAGUUAUUCUGCCAGAAAUUUUGAUAAAAUAUCAACGUUUCCGUGGAUUGAUAUUAGCCUCUAGGGAACAAGUGUAUUUGAAUUUGAGAUUGCUCUCCAAUAUAUUUUCCAUUUGUCUCGAUUUCUUGUAAGAGGCACAGUUUUGGGUCGUUUUAGAUUAUUACGAGAAAAUUGGUUUCAAUGGACCCAUCAAACCUAUCUUUUCUGAUAUUUGCUUUGACUAUUGUGAAUGACAGCAGCAUGUGCUCUCGAGGCAAUUCCGCUAUGGAAUCUAGUUGUGUGAUUCGGCAA
Vigna angularis (adzuki bean) is the source of this 1188-nucleotide messenger RNA. RefSeq lists its product as uncharacterized. The record is from RefSeq and is a predicted model, not a curated record. Bases 117 to 821 code for a protein of 234 amino acids. Gene Ontology annotation, molecular function: nucleic acid binding; protein-lysine N-methyltransferase activity. Lineage: Eukaryota; Viridiplantae; Streptophyta; Magnoliopsida; Fabales; Fabaceae. Gene Ontology annotation, biological process: methylation. The transcript is spliced from 5 exons.